Pollicipes pollicipes is the source of this 563-nucleotide messenger RNA. RefSeq lists its product as uncharacterized. The transcript has 5 exons. NCBI's taxonomy places the organism in Eukaryota, Metazoa, Arthropoda, Thecostraca, Pollicipedomorpha, Pollicipedidae. The coding region runs from base 36 to 563 and encodes 175 amino acids. The record is from RefSeq and is a predicted model, not a curated record. Gene Ontology annotation, cellular component: nucleus. Gene Ontology annotation, biological process: regulation of exit from mitosis.
UGACAUACGGUGGAGCGCGGAAAACAAAAUAACUUAUGAUAUUAAAGAUUCCUGUCAGAAACAGUUCCAUGCGAGAGAACAUGAAACUGAUGAAAGCUCGUCGGAAGAAAGCAAAGAAUGACGAGAAGCUCCGCAAAAGAAUCAUAACAUUUUUAGCAUCUUACAACGCAUAUGACCAGCAUCUUACGUCGACGUUGGACAGCCGAAGUUUACGGGCGGGCGUGCAGGUGGCGUUGCUGCUGGGCGGAACUGUCAUCAGUCCGAAGGAGGUGUACGUGCUUCACUUCCCGAGCGCCGAAUCUGGCUUUGACGAACAUCCGGGCAGGCUCCAGCACCGGAGAGGCGCGGUGCAACUGUUCAGGACGCUGGUGACGUCAUCGCCGCUGCUAGAGCUAACGUCACGCCAGCUGGCGCCAACUAACCUGCACGUGCUGGUGCACCGUCGGCCGGGCGACGGUGGCGGCGGCGGGACCGCAACGCCGCUGCUGCCGCGCCCUGGGCAUGCCUUCCGACGUGGCACCGUUAUCCACAUCCGGCUGGAGCAUGUCUCCGACUUCGAGUGA